Molecule: messenger RNA, 2171 nt
Organism: Camarhynchus parvulus
Lineage: Eukaryota; Metazoa; Chordata; Aves; Passeriformes; Thraupidae
Gene: TCAIM
Product: T cell activation inhibitor, mitochondrial
Exons: 11
Coding region: 393-1862 (489 amino acids)
Cellular component (GO): mitochondrion
Source: RefSeq, a predicted model, not a curated record
GCGCGCGGGCACGCGCGGCCCCGGGUCUGGGCUUAGCUCGGUUCGGCCCGGCCCGGCCCGGCAUCGGCGGCUCCUUGUCCCGUGUCUUGUGCCCGAGGGUGCGAAAGGCCCGAGAGCCGGAUCGCGGUCAGCUCUGCCGCCCUCUGGGAAGACCUUGCCUUUAGCGGAUCUUAACGCGAAUUCUAACAGGGCUCUGUUUUCGGUGCUUUAAAUUAUUAGUGCUCGGAGCGCCGCAGCUGGUUCCCUUCCAAGCAGUGAGCGAGUCACGUUCACCCGAGCUUAUUUUCUGAGCGCUGUCAUCUUGUUGCUUUUCGCGCUGUUGUCUCCGUGCUGCCUCAAGUGUAGUGAGAUAGUGGAUGGCUGAAAUUUGGCUCAACCAUUAAGUUGCUGAAAUGUUUUGCUGCUUGAGAACCGUGAGAAGGUUGUGUCUGGACAAGAUAUUGCUGCAGUACGCUCUUCAGUCAAGAACUUUGUCAGGUGCCGAUGCCAUCAAUGCUCUCAGACCUUUCUAUUUUGCUGUACAUCCAGAUUUCUUUGGCCAGCAUCCCAAAGAGAGGGAAGUAAAUGAAAACUCUCUGAAGAGGCUAAAUGGCUACUUGGAGAACCUACAGAAACCAGGAUUUCGUUCCUUUAAGCCGACGCAGCUUACUUUUUAUGUAAGAGAAAGAGAACCAAACUCUUCUAAUGUUCAGGAAUCCUUCAGUGCUUCAGGGUUUCGAGCAGUCAGUUUUACGUUACAUACUAGGGAUCUCCUGAGCACAGUACUAGAUAUUCUCAACUCCUGCAGUCUAUCUACAGAGCAUGUUCAGAGUUUGAAUGUGAACUCUCAGCUCCACAAGGAAGCAAAAAGCACAGUGAACAGACCUAUCAAGUGGGAUAAGACUUACUAUUCAUUUACUGGAUUCAAGGAUCCUGAGGAGGAACUAGAGCAAGCCCAGAGAGUGGAAACAACUUUACUGUCCUGGCUAGAUGAUAAUGAAGCAAGUGCAGUAAAGAAGCUGAAAAAGAGUUUGCCACUUAGGAAAGAAUUAGAACGUUUAAAAAUUGAACUUUCUCAUGAACUCCAGCUCUCAGAUAUCAGGUGGCAGAGAAGCUGGGGCAUUGCUCACCGCUGUAGCCAGCUACACAGUCUGGGUCGCUUGGUCCAACAGCGACCUGAAAUAUUAGAGAAUGUUAAAGGACGCACGGUGGUAUUUACAGACCGCUCGGGUAUGAGUGCAGCAGGUCACAUAAUGCUGGGGACCAUGGAUGUUCACCAUCACUGGACCAAAAUUUUUGAGAGACUGCCAAAUUAUUAUAAGCUUCAAAAAAGGCUGCUGCUUUUGGAAGAUCGGAUAAGCCAACUUCUGGGAGGCAUCCAAGUAAUAUACAUUGAAGAACUGCAGCCUCUCUUCACUCUAGAAGAGUACUUUGAGACUCUGAACUCUUUCUAUAAUAAACUACGUGACAGCAGAUUACCUUUUCAUCCUCGCAGUCUGCGAGGCUUGCAAAUGAUUCUGGAAAGUGACAGAUAUGCGCCAAGCCUACAUGAACUUGGACACUUUAUGAUCCCAACAAUCUGUGAUCCAGCAGCUCUUCAAUGGUUUAUUUUUGCCAAAGCACAGGAAGCAAGAGAGAAUUUGAAAAGAAAGGAGGAGAUGAUGCUUACAGAGAAGGAGCUAAUCAACACUUCCACGGAAAGAUUUUCUUUGGAUCGGCUGUAUAAGGAGCCCAGUGUUUCCAGUGCACAGAUGAUAGAUUGUUGUAAGAGGCUGCUGGAGGAAUCCUUACCCUACCUACAAGGCAUGCACCUUUGCAUUUCGCAUUUCUACUCUGUGCUGCAGGAUGGAGACCUGUGUAUACCUUGGAACUGGAAAAACUGAGGGAUGUAUCUGAUAAUCAGAUGAAUUGUUUUAUUUUCUGUAAGAGGUUAUAAAUAUGAAUGUUUUUAAGAGUAAAUUAUUUAAAUCUGUAUUUUGAUAUCAGUAUUCAGCUCACAAAUUUUCUUCCAACUGCUGCUGAGGAAGGAUUGCAGUUCUAGACAAUUUGCACAAUGCGCAGUAUUGGUAGUCCUGGGAAAGACAUCUGUACAUUAUCCAUACUACUGUAGGAGUCCCAGUGUAUGGUUACAGUUGUGAAACCCGUUUUUGUAGUGAAUUCUGAAAAUACAUUAAAUUUCAAGUCUGCAAAAA